Messenger RNA from Peronospora matthiolae, 201 nucleotides. NCBI's taxonomy places the organism in Eukaryota, Oomycota, Peronosporomycetes, Peronosporales, Peronosporaceae. The record is from the annotation of a GenBank genome assembly.
AUGAAGAGAAUACGUGGGAAGAGAAUUGCAUUCGGGCCGGCUGCUUGCUGUGUGAUCCGCAAGAUGUAUCGAGCUCUUCGGACUACAAGGUUCUCGGUGUACCCUGCGACGAAAGCUAUCGAGAAGUUCGCUGAAGGAAUUUGCCCCUAUCUUCAGCGUGAAGAAUCUACUUGGAUUUCGGGAGGAAGCCUCUUUGGUUGA